Molecule: messenger RNA, 1143 nt
Organism: Phytophthora sojae
Lineage: Eukaryota; Oomycota; Peronosporomycetes; Peronosporales; Peronosporaceae
Exons: 6
Coding region: 1-1143 (380 amino acids)
Source: RefSeq, a predicted model, not a curated record
AUGAGGGAAACAAUGCCGUUUUUCGUGAGUUCGUUGCGCGCCGUCGACGACUGGAAACGAAUUCACGCAAAGCGCGCAGACGCGAUCACGCAAGCGGAACUCGAAGCCAACGCGAAGUACGUCAAGAGCCCGUUCGCUCGCUCGAUGAACGUUGAAGACCUGCUGCGCUUCUUGGACGACACCGUGCUGGAUAUCAACUUCAUGGUGCAACUUCCGUCGAUUGAAAAGUGCCUUGAGAGGUGGUGGAGGCUCUACGCACGCGACAAGCAAGCCAUCGACCAGGAUAUCCUGCGCAACGUAUACUACGAUCUAGCUUUCGUGCUUGUAGAGGCGAAGACGGAGGCGAUCCACAAGAACUCGGUGUCCAUGAUCAUGCGAUCCAGUUGGACGAAAUGGAGCUCAAAAGAGCCCCCACUAGGCAAAAGCGAGUUUUUUCGCCUGCUUUUCAUUCUUGCACACCUGAUGACAGCAACAGAUCGGUUAGGUGACUACGUUGUCUUCUUUCACGAUACGAUGGGUAAAAUUUCAAGCAACUAUCGCCAGAAGCAGAUCCGGACGGAGCAGCACAGUCGAAGGCCGAGGAUCCGGCGCAAGUCGACGCUGGACGAAAUAUUCAAGAACGGGGGCCCCAUUUCGCCGAAGCUAGUCUCGGAACGAGAUCGAGUGCAGCCUGCUACGCUUUCUCACUCGGGCGCUUCUCCUAACCAGGUACUGAACGUGCAGAUGGGUCGAGUGCCGAUCCAAACCGAAGCCAACCUCUCUGACGACGAAGAUCAAGGAGGCGAUUGCUUCGUGGAACUUUUGGAACGCAAAUCACGGUAUCAACGUGUCGUUGUUGACCCACUUUUGAAUGACCGACGCUUCCAAGAGAAGCUUAGGCACCCUGGUCGCGGUGUGAAUACCAACACGACCUCGAUGAACAACAUGCUGGCCGCCUUGAACCCGGUGAGCAACAAAUACUGCCCGCCUCUAAUGGCGCUCCUGCGACGAAGUUUAUCUCGAGUUACGCUGAAAACGCGCGUUGAUCGCAACAGGGUGGCGGGAGAAGAACGACUCAAGAACAGAGGCCAUGAAACUCCGUGGCACUCACCGAAGAAGGGACAAGACGAGAAGAAGGGCAUUUACCUGGCCAUUUCAACGUGA